Messenger RNA from Acaulospora colombiana, 2400 nucleotides. Lineage: Eukaryota; Fungi; Glomeromycota; Glomeromycetes; Diversisporales; Acaulosporaceae. The record is from the annotation of a GenBank genome assembly.
AUGGAAAACCAGCAGGAAGAAAACACACCGAGUCCUAGGGCGGAAACCAUAGGAAGCCAACAGGACAUAAAUACCCCGAGUCCUAGAGAAGAAAUCAUGGAGGGUCAACAGGACAUGAGCACUUCGGGUCCAGGAGCGGACACAAGUACCUCGAGUCUUCGAGCGGAGACCCCUCCGAGACAAAUUCGUGCUCAAGGAGGUUCUUCCUCUGCACAGGGAUUUUCUGUUUCUCAAAGGAUCAACGAGGCCCGUUUUGCCUUGUCAAGCGUUGUAGGACUUGAUCAGCAAAUCUCGUCGCCCGAUGUAAGUUCAUCAUUUAAUACACCCGUUCACCGUCGCCACUUUGCCAUUCCGUCAAAUGGCUUAAGUUCUUCUCCCGCGACGGUGACUUCCUUGGCAACACCGCGAGCAGGACCAACAAGAAGACAUCUAAGCUUUAACAGACGCGUGGUACCUAGUUUGAAUGAAGACCCGGAACACCUUGUCCAAGAUCCGUCUACUGACCCUCUGAGAGCUCUGUUAGAUGAUGAAGGGCCUAGAGGUUCCAGUCCUGCACCGGCCACGCCAAGAACUCCGCGAACCCCUAGGCAUAAACGCGGGGACAUUCACAGCAAUAUCAACCUUUCGAUGCUCGAAGAAAAGCCCGAUGUGAAUGUCACCGAGGGCGAUAACGAAAUGAUGGAAGAAGAAGAAAGAAAAGAUAGGAAGGACCAGAUAUGGGGCACAAAUGUUCAAAUAAAAGAAGUAAAGGAUUAUUUUGAAAAAUUUCUUCUCAAUUUCAAGCUUCAAUUCCGUAAGGAAAGGGAAGGUUUUGCCGUGACAGAAUUAGAUCGGCAACCGUUUUAUAUAUAUUACAUGGAAAAGAUCAAGGAAACUCAGAUUUAUAAGAUGAAUCUUGACAUGCAAAACCUUCUUGCAUACGAACACACGCGAAAGCUAUAUUAUCAACUCAUGAAUUAUCCACAAGAAAUCAUCCCCAUUUUUGAUGACGUGCUUACUUCAGUUUACAAGAGAAUUUGUGAAAUUGAUGAUCCCCAUGGACUGGUGAUGUUAAAGGUACGACCUUUCAACCUGGGAAAAUCCACAAACAUGCGAGAAUUAAAUCCAUCCGAUAUCGACAAAAUCGUGUCGGUUAAAGGUCUCUUGAUUCGUACCUCGCCUAUAAUUCCUGAAAUGUCGGCCGUCGAGGUGGAUCGCGGAAAGAUUGACGAGCCAUCAAAAUGCCGUCGGCGCGAUUGUAAUUCGUCAAGUACAAUGACGCUAAUACACAAUAGAUCCUCUUUUAAAGACAGACAGGUGUGUCGAUUGCAAGAAACGCCGGAUUGCAUUCCCGACGGGCAGACUCCACAUUCGGUUUCACUUUGCUUGUAUGAUGACUUGGUGGACACGGCAAGACCUGGCGACAAGGUGGAGUUGACCGCGAUUUAUCGUUCUGCGCCGAUUCGAGUUCACCCACGAAAACGAGCCAUCAAAGCAUUGUUCAAAACCUAUCUAGACGUAGUACAUAUCGCUAAAUCUGAUAGAAAUCACAUGACCACACAUUCAGAAUAUAAUUUCAGCUAUGAUGAAAACGAUGAAAAUGAUGAUCUUCAUAUUUCCGAAAAAGCUCCUGUGUUCAGCAAUGAUGACGACCAAGAUGAUGACGACAGCAACAUUAACGGUACUUCCAAUAAGCAUGAGAAUAAGCCAGAAUUUACCGAAGAAGAAAUUCGUUACUUUGAUGAAUUGUCAAGAAACCCGGAUUUAUAUGGAUAUUUAGCGCGCUCUAUAGGCAGUAUUUUCGGAUUGGAAGAUAUUAAAAAGGGCGUCCUUCUACAACUGUUUGGCGGGACCAAUAAAAAAUUUGAAAAAUCCGGUUCACCUCGUUACCGAGGGGAUAUAAAUGUUUUGCUGGUGGGCGAUCCUGGCACCGCGAAAUCGCAGAUGCUACAGUACGUACAUAAAAUAGCCCCUCGAAGCAUUUAUACUUCAGGCAAAGGGUCUUCAGCCGUAGGUCUUACGGCUUAUGUCACCAGGGACCCUGACACCAAACAGAUGGUGCUUGAAAGCGGCGCCUUGGUGCUUAGUGACGGAGGAGUGUGUUGCAUCGACGAAUUUGACAAGAUGUCAGAUGGAACACGUGCCAUACUUCACGAAGUGAUGGAGCAACAAACAGUGUCGGUCGCCAAAGCCGGAAUAAUUACGACGCUCAACGCCCGAACCUCAAUUCUUGCUUCUGCCAAUCCAGUAGAUUCAAAGUACAAUCCCAAACUUUCCAUACCUGUUAAGACCCUGACGAAAUACAUAAAAUAUGCUCGCAAAAAAUUCCAACCGAUAAUCGGUGAUGAUGAAUCAGCAAAUGCCCUAGUCAAAGCAUACGUAGAUUUGCGAAAGAGAGGAAUUGACUCUCGCACAUCGGAA